AAGAAAGAAGACAGAGAGAAAAACACUUGGAGAACUUGAAAUAAACAUCGGUUUCUUGGCCUAUCUGUUUAGAGCAAGUUCCAACAUUUAUGAAGUCUAACCGGCACAAAAUCUUGUGUUGUGGCCAGGCUACUCAAAUUUCACGUGAUCAAGCCCUAGACCUGAGACUGUAUGAAAUGUGGUCAUCAUCCUUACUUGGCCUGGGUUCUUUGGGUUAUGUUUAAAUGUGAAUAUUCGGGUGAAUGAAUACUUCAGGCUAUGUAUGUGAGCGUUCAUCAAACCGAAUCACAAACUUCAUGCUGCCAUUAAUAAGUUUCAUGAAGCUUAUAAAGUGUUAGAAUGAGCAGUGAAGACGAAGAGGAAACAAUUCAAAAGCAAAAUUUUAGCACAAAAAUUACAAAUUUUCAAGCACUCCCUUACAAAGGACAAGAAAUUUAUGCAAGAUUUGAGCAUUAUCGGUCAAAGAGUUAUGCCCAGGCUCUACAUAGUAUGUCUUCCACCUCAGUCCAUAACAAGUCCACCCUUCACUCCAGUGUGCCAAUUAUUGAUUCAGAUCUUAUGUCACCCUCACAGAGUGCUCCUGCAACUCCCAAGGGAAACCAUAUCAUUAAAAAGUCAUCUACCUUACCAGCAAGUAAUAUUUGUGAAAUAGCUUUUCCAAAACCUGUGAAAUCUAAUAGCUCAAGUUUGACAAAUUUUUUAAAGAAAAUUUCUCCCAAAAUUAGGCGAAGCUGUUACAAGCAAAAGGAAAAACCAUGGAUUGUUAUAGAGUUCUCCCAGGAAGAAAUUGAUGGACACAUCUCUGAUAGCAUGGAAAGUGAUCAUUCUGUUGAACUAGCCCUACAAGGUAAAGAGGAGUACUUUGCUAGACAGAAGGAGAAAUUGCAUAAGAAGGACACACAAAAUACAAGACAGAGAAUUAGUCGAAGAAGCUCUGAAGCUGCUGAUCUCUGUCCCUUCUACUCGGACGACAGUGAUAAAUUGUAUAAUAAGAAAAAUAUGCCACCCAAGCGGUCUAAGUCUGAGAUCAAUAACAGCUCUUUUUUCUCUAGGUUUAUGCUCAAAAAAUUUGUUUCAGAACAAGAAAACUAUGUUUCUACCAAGCUCAAAAAGAGUAAAGCAGAAAAAUGCUCAAACAGAUACAGGGAUGGUAAUGUAAAACCAGCCAAGGUGAAUUCUAAGUACAAAAUACAUGAAGAUGAGUUUUGUGGAGAAACAAAAAUUUCUGAAACCUUUAAGCCAAUGUACAGCUCUUUGGUCAAGGAUUCUACCAAGAAGAGUGACUUUAAACAAUACAGAGUAAACAAGAAUGUCCAAAAUUUGAAUGUUUGGGAUCAUUGUCAUUACCAAAAGGAAUCUCAAUUGGGUCAAAAACUAAAACCUUGCAAUUCAAAGGUUGAUGCUGCAGAUCAUUUAGUUCCUUUCAUCAGAGCCACACUGCAAAAGGCUCAACCGCCACAGAGCCUGAAUCUACGGAACACAGUUCAUGUUCAUUCCCACCUAGCAAAAAAUGUGGCCAACCAGAUGGCCUCAGUUGAGUCCAUUGGUGCUUGCUCCUUAGAUGUUGAAACUACCACAGAGGGUGGGUCCUCAGAACUUAAAGAAGAUAGUGCCAUUUCUGAUCCAUCUCUCACCAGUAAAAGAAUGAUGUUAUCUUGUAUGUCACAAAACGAACUUGAUGCAGGCCAUCGUCGGGGAAUAAACACAGCAGAUGAUCAGAAACGGCAAUAUACAAGUCACAAGUCAAUUUAUAUAACCUCCGAAAAAUGGGAGAGUGAUGGUAGAAAUACAUUACGACCUGAAUGGACAUUGGCUGAGCUGAAACUUCCUUCCUACAUCAAUAUCAGCUGUGUUGUCAAUGGGUAUACAAACUUUCAUCGAUUUUGUUAUAGUCGUGACAGCAGUCCAGCUGCUUUUGUGAAGAAAGAUAAUCUUAUAUCAGAUAUUCCUGCAAAAAAGGCAGGGGAACAGGACUCAAGCUUUUGCGGUAGUAAAAGAAACAAUAUGCAAGCACACAUAGAACAACGACCAUGUCUACUGGAUAAUUCUCAUGCUCCAUCUGGGAAGCUUGAUCCAAAAUAUACUGACAACAAAAUGCAAAAAAUAUUAAAGCCAUCACAUUUUAUAGUAGCAGAUUCUGUUAAAAGGUUAUAUGUUAAUGAUGCAGAAAAUAAGCAUCUUAAUGGAUAUAAAACAGAAGAUUCAGCUAAUGGAUUGGUUAAGGUUGCUAUUCCCCCUAAAUCAUUAAUACAACAGAGAAUUGAGAGUUUAUAUGGACAUGAAGUAGCUAAAGUAUGGAAAGUUGCAAGACAGAAACCAUUUUUACACAAGCCAUCAGGAAGGAGCACAGUCUCUGAAGAAAGAUAUGUUUCAUUUAGUAAUCGGAGCCCCUCUUGUCCUCCUCAAGCCUUAAGAGCUCGAUCAAAAAGCCCACCUGUGUUCAGACAUCUCACAAAAGAUUUCAGGGAUCAACUGCGAGCCUUGGACUCUUCAAAUUCUCCUGGUGCUGUAACUAGAGUAUCACGUCGAACAGAAAAAAAAUCAACUCCCCAAUCUGUAUCUCAUAAUCAUUUUAAGACAUCAUUUCCAAAUGAUGCUCCAUGCUAUAAUAAUCAAGAAACCAAUUCUGACUGUCUAACUAGAAUCAAUUCUCAAGUUACCCAAGACAGUUCCAAAAAUCUUGAGAUGUGCCAAAACAGCAACGAUCUUAUUGCUCAACCUUGUGCAUUAGCUCCAGUCCAGAAAUGUGAAAAUAAUCUGAAUAUACAUGGAAGGGAUUUGAAUGUUGAAAGUUUAAAUGGUUAUGAAUCCUUUCAUUCGGCAGAACUAGUUCCACUUCCUAAACCUGAAAGAUGCAACUCUCUCUCAUCCCCAGAGUACACUGCUAAUGCACAUCUUCUCCCAACUCCAUCAUCAUCAUCUCCCACACUGGAAACUGAGAUGGAAGAGAGAGAUGGGAACUGGUUUUUAGCUGCACUGGAGAAACAGAAACAGCAGAUUGAAGAAAAAGUUUUAGAAGUUGAGAAAGAAAUGAUGAGAAGUGACAUCCCUGAAGAUGCUGCUGGGAAAAUGCGAGCUGCUAUUGGUAAAGCCAAUCUUUUACUCUCUCAAAAAUUUGAACAAUUCCGAGGACUGUGCAAGAAAAAUUUGAAUCAGAAUCUGACAGAACCCUUUCCAACAACAGUCUCUGACUUAGCUGGAUUCUGGGACAUGGUGCUGUUGCAAGUUGCAGAUGUUCAAGAUACACUUACCAACAUAGAAAUAUUAAAAGCUAAUAAUUGGCAAGAGAAAUUAACAAACAAAGAGGAUAAAAAAAACCAAGUAAGGUCUAAGAAAACAGGAAAACAAAGAAUGGAUAAGGCAUUGCGUCCACAGCAUGAAAGGUCAGCAAAGGCCAUGGAAGCAGCAAGAACGCGGGAAGAAGCAAGAAAAAGAUUAAUGGAAGCAAAGAAAAAGAAUCGUUUGAAGCAUAACACUAAAGGGACUGAUGUUCAAGUUUCAAUAUUUGUACCCGAAAAUAAUUAAUUGUGAAAUUUAAGCUAGAAUAAGAAUGAAAGCCCAGAAAAAGAACUUUUUCAAAAUAAUUUAAUAACUCUUCAUAAGUGGAACUUUUUGUCUUGUGCUGUUUAUGUUACAAAAAAAUUUUCAAAUAUUUAAGGGGAAUGUUAUUGAUCAGUAUGUAAAUUAUUUAUUGAUCUUGAAGUUAUUUUAAUAUAUCUAAAUGUGUGUUUACUAUUAAUUAAUAAUUAAUCUUUUUCCUUUUUUUUCAUGCGUGUUAUGUUUGUCUUUAAAUGUACUAGAGGUUGUAUGUUUCAAUAGAAUUAUACCUUGAUUUUUAGACUGUUGUAAGCUUCACAUCAACAACUAUGAAUGUGGCUUUCAAGAUGUGUUUGAGAAACAUCAUAUUAUGCUAUAAUUCUUUUAAUAAUUUUAAUUACACGGUAAAACAGUUUUUUCUUUCCAAUUGCCAUUCAUUUUAUUAUAUGUAAACGUUUUUAUGUACACAUACAAAAAUAAGGAAUUGAUAGCUAUCACACUAAGUAUUUCAGUUAUGUUUGAUUAUGAAAAGAUUAUACAAAAAGUAAAUUGUAGUUGUGUUUGAAACUGUGUGGAUUUAUUUUUGGAUUAUCAGUUAGGCUUACCAUUUAGUUCUGAUGUUUUUUCUGAUAAUUCUGUAUUAGCCUCAUAAAACUGUGAUCAUAUUGAUAUUUUUAUCAAAUGUACAUAUUGUUUUCAAUAUUGAAAGCACUUUAAUAUUAACAAAAUUUUAAAUGAGACAGGUAUAGACUUUUUGUAAAUAAAAGAAAAUUGGAAGUACAUUAUAUAUUAUCUGUUGAAUUUCAAACUUUACAUUGCUCACAAACUCAAAAAUGCAUUCCUAUUUGAAAAUUAUGACUUGUAUUAUAAUAUAUGAAUUACUUAUAUAAAAUUAGCAAUUUCAUUUGCCACUUAUAACAAUUCAAUUAUUUUACAAUUGAAUUUAAGAAGAAAAGGAUAGUUAUAUAUAAUAGUGAUUCCUACUAUAUUUUCACAGCAGAACUCUAGCAUAGUAUUUUAAUUAUACAGAGGAACCAAUUCAUAGCCUCAGUUAUGUUCAUGAAAACACCAUGUAGUUGAAGUAAAUUAUCAGCUUCAGUAUCUUGGCUAUUUAUACAUUCAUCUUUAUUGUUUGUUACUUAGUACCUAAGUAUUUGAUGUUAUGCAUAAAAAAAUAACCUGACUAUUAUAGGUAAAAGUUAAUUACUUUUAGUAGUUAAAAUAUAUUCUAUAAUAUUAAUUUGUGAAAUAUUUUCUCUAAAUGUUGAAUUGUGUCUAUAAUAAUAAUUGGUCUGAUUUUGAUAUACUAGAAAUAUUUAUUUUAAUGGAUGUUUAUUGGCAUUAAAAAUAAACCUUGUACAAUAUGUAUUGUGUGCUACAUUUAAGAGUUUCUGUGUGGGUAGAUUGUAAAGGACUAUCUUUUGAAAAAUGUCAUCCACAGAAAUACUUUUUUCGUACUUGCCUCUGUUGUAAAAGAAAAGACAUAUAAUCUUAUUUCCAUUUUAUAAACACUGGAUUUAUGGUACUAGUUUUCUGUAAAGGAAGACUGGUAACAUCAGUGACUAAACACUAUCAAAGUUAACAUUCAAAUAGUGUCCAUUUCAGGUCAAUGGGGUCAACAAACAAUGGUAGAUGCUUUAAUUUUGUUGGUAGAGGUGCUAUUGUGUAUAUGCAAAUAAAGUGAUUACAAAAGGCCAUUUUAGCAUGUUUGACCACUUAUAUGUAAGAGAAUUUCAUGUAGAUUAUGAUUAUAUUUGAAUAUUUUGACUUUUUUUACAGUAUUAUUUCUGAUAAUCAAAUUGAAUCUACUAUUGAAAUUUUUUUGAAAUGUUAAAAUUUCAUCAUAAUUUACCAUAAUGCCAGAUCCAGUUUUAAGUGUAAUAAAAUAAGAUAAAGCCACAUAAAAAAAAUAUUUCUUAAAUUGUCCAAACUCGCCUCUUAUGCUCACAGAACUAUAUGAUUUUGCCUCAUUAGCUUACAUAGGUUUGUUGAAUUUUACCUCAUAUUUUAACCUCUCCUUACUUUGUAUUGGUAAAAUAUUUUGAUAUGUUAUAAAGUAUUAUGUAAAAAUAUUUUUCUAUUAAAAAAUAAUUUGUACACUCAAACUUUGCAUUGGCAAUAUGAAUA
Limulus polyphemus (Atlantic horseshoe crab) is the source of this 5664-nucleotide messenger RNA. RefSeq lists its product as uncharacterized. Bases 340 to 3525 code for a protein of 1061 amino acids. Lineage: Eukaryota; Metazoa; Arthropoda; Merostomata; Xiphosura; Limulidae. The record is from RefSeq and is a predicted model, not a curated record. The transcript is spliced from 10 exons. Gene Ontology annotation, molecular function: molecular adaptor activity. Gene Ontology annotation, cellular component: postsynaptic specialization; glutamatergic synapse. Gene Ontology annotation, biological process: signaling.